This is a messenger RNA of Cucurbita maxima (winter squash), 2332 nucleotides long. RefSeq names its product ubiquitin carboxyl-terminal hydrolase MINDY-3. NCBI's taxonomy places the organism in Eukaryota, Viridiplantae, Streptophyta, Magnoliopsida, Cucurbitales, Cucurbitaceae. The record is from RefSeq and is a predicted model, not a curated record. Bases 233 to 2062 code for a protein of 609 amino acids. Gene Ontology annotation, biological process: protein K48-linked deubiquitination. The transcript is spliced from 9 exons. Gene Ontology annotation, molecular function: K48-linked deubiquitinase activity; cysteine-type deubiquitinase activity.
ACAUGGGGGAAGGAAAAGAAAUGUUCGUCAUCAUUUCCAAAUUUCUCCUGUCACUUGCUUCUUCUAGGAAUUAGGGUCGAAUUCUUUGCGAGUCUCAUCGAAUUCGUCCUGUUUCCGUUUGAUUUCAAUUCUCAGCAACAGAUUUAUGAUUUUAUUGAUUUAAGCUGUUGGAAUUGGUGCGCCUUAAUUUGGCUAGGCUAGGGCUUGUUGCUCCCGGAUCUGCGGGAAUUCAAUGGCGGAUCAGGAGGAGGAGGACCUCCGGACAGCUCUACGGAUGAGCAUGCAGCAGCUCUCUCCGCCGGAACCCAAACGUAGCAAGCCUAGGGAUUCCCCAGUCGGAGCUCCGACUUUCUCAUCGGAGGAGUCAUCGGAAGUGAAGACCCGGAUGAUGCAGCGGGAGCUUAUGGCUGCUGCUGCUGAGAAGCGAAUGUUGGCCUCUAAAAGCUAUUCCGAAGCAGUUGGCUCUGCAUCGAAGUCGGUGAAGAAAGAGAAGGAGUUCGGUGUGAAGGACGUGAAUUUGGGGAAAAAAAUGUUGGAAAGUGAAGCGAACCAGUUGUUUUCAAUGGUGUUCGGGGACAAGGUUUCCAAAGAAAUACUUGCGCAAUGGAGCAAUCAGGGCAUAAGGUUUAGCCCCGAUCCAGAAACGUCAAUGGGCUUAGUGCAGCAUGAAGGUGGCCCUUGUGGCGUCUUAGCGACUAUUCAAGCGUUUGUUCUGAAGAACAUUCUUUUCUUUCCCCACGAAUUUGGUAAAAUUGCAUCAAAUUUGGCACAGAAUUCAGGUUCAAGUAGAUUGUCUAAAAGUGAAUGUGUUGCAUCAAAUAAUUUUGCUGCUCUUACUGAAGAUGUGAAAAGAAGGGCUUUGAUCAGAAGCAUGGGUGAGAUAUUGUUUCUAUGUGGAGCUAAUAGAAAUGCUGUAAUAGCAACUUUAAGUGUGCCCCAAAACAGUGCUGAAGGACUUGGAUACAGUCCAGGAAACGAGAUAAUGUCAAAUGCAUUUGAAGGUCUUUCAAUUGAAUCAGGCUCGGAUUUGCAGAAAGUGCUGAGAGUCACCACGUGCACAUCACAGGAAAGUGCAUUUCAGAGUCUUGAUGCAGCUCUUCCUGUCUUCCAGAGUCGUAUGGGCGCCCUGCUAUUCCUGAUUUCUGCUUUACUUUCGCGAGGACUGGAUAUGGUACAAGCGGACAGGGAUGAUCCAAGCCUCCCUCUUGUCACUGCUCCAUUUGGACAUGCCUCACAGGAGAUUGUGAACCUACUGCUCUGUGGACAAGCCGUUCCUAAUGUGUUUGAUGGAAGGAUGGACUUAGGUGGUGGGAUGUUCCUAAAAGGUAUAUCUAAAAGCGUGGAAGUUGGGUUCCUCACACUUUUGGAAUCUCUCAAUUUCUGUAAAGUUGGCCAAUUUCUUAAAUGCCCAAAAUGGCCCAUAUGGGUGGUUGGGAGUGAGUCACACUACACGGUUCUUUUUGCUCUCGACACCUCGGUACAGGAUGAGAAUGAACUGGAAGAAAGGGAGUCACAAAUACGAAAAGCAUUUGACGCCCAAGACCAGAGUGGAGGUGGUGGUUUCAUCAGUGUAGAAGGAUUUCAUCUAGUUCUCAGGGAAACCAAUAUCAAACUUCAACCUGAGAAAGUUGAUCAUCUUUGCAGUACAGGAUUUAUAGUGUGGAGUGAAUUCUGGCAGGUAAUUCUGGACUUGGACAAAAACUUCGGAGGCCUGAAGGAUUCGACAGGAUUGAUGGGUAAAAAAGUGUUUGAUCUUUACCAUUUUAAUGGGAUUGCCAAGUCCGAUUUGAACGGAAACCAAUUUGGAUGUGGAGGUGAGACUGCAAUACAAAGACCUCGGCUCACCAAAUUGAGGGUUUCGGUUCCACCAAGGUGGACUCCAGAGGAAUUCAUGGCAGAUGUAGCUGUUUCAUCUGCCUCGGGAGGAAACGAGUCUUCUGGUAAAGAUGUCGAGGUUUCUAAACCAGAACCAUCUCAACAUGCCCCGCUGGUUGAUUGCAUCCGAACACGCUGGGCUCGAGCCAUUUGUAGGUGGGCUGGUGAUCCCCCUAGUAUAGUAUAGUAUGAUUUGUUUUCUUUGCUUUCCUUUGUGCACAAUGCAUGAAUGAUACCGAAAAAAGACGGAGGUUGUGAUUUGAAAGGCACACAGAUAGGGGCAUAAAAUGUAUUACUUGUACUUUCAGGGUGUAUGUGCACGAGUUUCUGUGUAAUGUUGUAGCUUUAACAUUAAAUUCGAAUUUUUGAGGUGUUGGAUUGUAUUAUUUGAACAAAGGCUUAUCUGGAAUUUGUUUCUGGUAUGAUAAUUAAAAUUUCUUCCUUUGUGCUUUGGCUA